AUGGUAUUUCAUCCUUGUGUCAGCAGCAGCAAUAGCAGCAAGUACUUCGCCAGCAACGAUUCGUCGGACACGUCGCGGAAAGCGCGCAAGUCCACGGAGGCCCAAGAAAGGGAGCAUACGACCUUCAAAAUGCAUGUGGACAACCCGUUAUGGAGCAUGAUCAAGCAGACACCCGAACCCGUCAUGAUGACCUAUCAGAUCAUUCCCAGGGAUCAGGCCCAGGUUCUUCAAGAAGACAGGGAGAAGCUGGUUCUGAUGCAGCCCAUGCAGCCCUGGUUCACCCAGGACCAGAAGAAGGAGCUGGCCGAGGUCCAUCCCUGGAUCCAUCAACACGGUCCCACAGGAGAUCAACACACAGGGUUGUGUGAGUUGUAACACCAUGGAACCAGGUGAAGAACUGCAUCUUCAGACUGACUCUCCAAACCCUCCCACUCCUGAC
Molecule: messenger RNA, 439 nt
Organism: Sinocyclocheilus anshuiensis
Lineage: Eukaryota; Metazoa; Chordata; Actinopteri; Cypriniformes; Cyprinidae
Product: period circadian protein homolog 2-like
Exons: 4
Coding region: 1-375 (124 amino acids)
Biological process (GO): entrainment of circadian clock by photoperiod; negative regulation of transcription by RNA polymerase II; circadian regulation of gene expression
Cellular component (GO): cytoplasm; nucleus
Molecular function (GO): transcription cis-regulatory region binding; transcription corepressor binding
Source: RefSeq, a predicted model, not a curated record